This is a messenger RNA of Coregonus sp. 'balchen', 21648 nucleotides long. The record is from the annotation of a GenBank genome assembly. Lineage: Eukaryota; Metazoa; Chordata; Actinopteri; Salmoniformes; Salmonidae.
AUGGAGAGGGAAAGAGAGAUGGAGAGGGAAAGAGAGAUGGAUGUGUUUUUUGUCUGUUUUAAUGAUAAUGUUUUUUUAUUCCAGAUUGGGACUAUGACGCAGACAGUGCAGACCAAUGGGGUGCAACCUCUCAGUAAGACAUGGGAACUCAGUCUGUAUGAGCUACAGAGGACUCCACAGGUAGGGGAGCACAUUUAAUGUAACACCUCUGUCUCUGAGCUACAGAGGACUCCACAGGUAGGGACCACAUUUAAUGUAACACCUCUGUCUCUGAGCUACAGAGGACUCCACAGGUAGGGGAGCACAUUUAAUGUAACACCUCUGUCUCUGAGCUACAGAGGACUCCACAGGUAGGGACCACAUUUAAUGUAACACCUCUGUCUCUGAGCUACAGAGGACUCCACAGGUAGGGGAGCACAUUUAAUGUAACACCUCUGUCUCUGAGCUACAGAGGACUCCACGGGUAGGGACCACAUUUAAUGUAACACCUCUGUCUCUGAGCUACAGAGGUUUCCACAGGUAGGGGAGCACAUUUAAUGUAACACCUCUGUCUCUGAGCUACAGAGGACUCCACAGGUAGGGACCACAUUUAAUGUAACACCUCUGUCUCUGAGCUACAGAGGUUUCCACAGGUAGGGACCACAUUUAAUGUAACACCUCUGUCUCUGAGCUACAGAGGUUUCCACAGGUAGUUAUGAACUUCAAUUUAAAGUUCAUAACGUAGAUUUGAGAGUUUGUGUCACAGAUCAGUGCAUUCGGAAAGUAUUCAGACCCCUUGACUUUUUCCACAUUUUGUUACGUUACAGCCUUAUUCUAAAAUUGAUUAAAUAUUUUUUCACCCUCAUCAAUCUACACACAAUACCACAUAUUGACAAAGCGAAAACAGUUUUUUAUUAAUUUUUGCACAUUUAUUAAAAAUAAAAAACAGAUACCGUAUUCAGACCCUUUGCUAUGAGACUCGAAAUUGAGCUCAGGUGCAUCCUGUUUCCAUUGAUCAUCCUUGAGAUGUUUCUACAACUUGAUUGGAGUCCACCUGUGGUAAAUUCAAUUGAUUGGACAUGAUUUGGAAAGGCAAGGGGUCUGAAUACUUUGUGAAUGCACUGUAUUUGCUACAGACGCCUACUAGCAUCAUCAUUAGGCUUAGGCCACCUAGUAGAGUAGUCUAUAUGAUCCCCGGGGUGUCAUUCAUUUUGCAGCGGGUAGUAAAAACACAUUGAAAACAUGACAAUAAAUAUACACCAAUACAAUAUAUUCACCAAUAUGUAGUAGUGCUGAGCAAUUAGUGCUUUUUGACGUCGUUUCGGUCCGAUGAUUUAAAAAAAUAAUCAUGGAUUUCGAUUUCGUAAAAAAAUAUAUAUAUAUUUUAUUAAAUGCAUUAUGAAAUAAUGACAUUACAAUGAUUUUAGAGCUUUUUUAUGAAAAUUCAAAAUGCAAAACAUAGAAAAUAUUCCAGUGUAUCUGUCAGGUCCACAUUGGGGAGAAGAAGAAAAAUGUCAGCGUUUUAAACCAUUUCACCUGCAUUUUAUAUUGAAAGUCAAGUGUUUUUUUGCUUCAAUAGAGUGGUCAGGGACGUGUUACUAUAGUUUCCCUUCACAGAAAAUACAUUAGUGCAACACAUUCGGCAGAAAAUAGCUUCAUUUUCAUCACAUGACAACAGAAGUGCAACGCUAUUUGGCUGGCAGCCACACAGGUAGGGGUGCAGGAGGUCAGUGUGCAGGAGGUCAGUGAACAAGUAGGGGUGCAGGAGGUCAGUGAACAGGUGGUGGUGCAGGAGGUCAGUAAGGUAUGUAGCCGCCAGCCCAUUGAGUGCUUUAUAGGUGAGCAUGAGCAAUUUAAGGAUGAUCCUGUAUUGAACUGGGAGCCAGUGGGGGUGAUGUGGGCUGGGAGCCAGUGGAGUUUGAUGUGGGUGGGGGUGAUGUGGACUGGGAGCCAGUGGAGUUUGAUGUGGGUGGGGGUGAUGUGGACUGGGAGCCAGUGGAGUUUGAUGUGGGUGAUGAGGGUGGGGGUGAUGUGGGCUGGGAGCCAGUGGAGUUUGAUGUGGGUGGGGGUGAUGUGGACUGGGAGCCAGUGGAGUUUGAUGUGGGUGGGGGUGAUGUGGACUGGGAGCCAGUGGAGUUUGAUGUGGGUGAUGAGGGUGGGGGUGAUGUGGGCUGGGAGCCAGUGGAGUUUGAUGUGGGUGGGGGUGAUGUGGACUGGGAGCCAGUGGAGUUUGAUGUGGGUGGGGGUGAUGUGGACUGGGAGCCAGUGGAGUUUGAUGUGGGUGAUGAGGGUGGGGGUGAUGUGGACUGGGAGCCAGUGGAGUUUGAUGAGGGUGGGGGUGAUGUGGGCUGGGAGCCAGUGGAGUUUGAUGUGGGUGAUGAGGGUGGGGGUGAUGUGGGCUGGGAGCCAGUGGAGGGUGAUGUGGGUGGGGGUGAUGUGGGCUGGGAGCCAGUGGAGUUUGAUGUGGGUGGGGGUGAUGUGGGCUGGGAGCCAGUGGAGUUUGAUGAGGGUGAUGAGGGUGGGGGUGAUGUGGGCUGGGAGCCAGUGGAGGGUGAUGUGGGUGGGGGUGAUGUGGGCUGGGAGCCAGUGGAGGGUGAUGAGAGUGGGGGUGAUGUGGGCUGGGAGCCAGUGGAGGGUGAUGAGAGUGUGGCUGAUGUGGGCUGGGAGCCAGUGGAGUUUGAUGAGGGUGGGGGUGAUGUGGGCUGGGAGCCAGUGGAGGGUGAUGAGGGUGGGGGUGAUGUGGGCUGGGAGCCAGUGGAGGGUGAUGUGGGUGAUGAGGGUGAUGUGGGUGAUGAGGGUGGGGGUGAUGUGGGCUGGGAGCCAGUGGAGGGUGAUGUGGGGUGAUGUGGGUGAUGAGGGUGGGGGUGAUGUGGGCUGGGAGCCAGUGGAGGGUGAUGAGGGUGGGGGUGAUGUGGGCUGGGAGCCAGUGGAGGGUGAUGGGGGUGAUGUGGGUGGGGGUGAUGUGGUCCCAAGGUCUGGUAUAUUACCUAGUUUUCAUUGGAUGACUUUAUUAUUUUGAAUUCCUUAAAGUCAUCAUCUCUGCUCAGGCAGUAGCAGUCAGCCAGCCAGGCCAACAGUAAGUGGCCUAACCCAAUUUGGACUCCAGACCAAAGGACACAUUUCCACCGGUCUAAUGUCCAUUGCUCGUGUUUCUUGGCCCAAGUAUGUCUCUUCUUCUUAUUGGUGUCCUUUAGUAGUGGUUUCUUUGCAGCAAAUCGACCAUGAAGGCCUGAUUCACACAGUCUCCUCUGAAUAUUUGAUGUUGAGAUGUGUCUGUGACUUGAACUCUGAAGCAUUUAUUUGGGCUGUAAUUUCUGAGGCUGGUAACUCUAGUGAUUUUAUCCUCUGCAGCAGAGGUAACUCUGGGUCUUCCUUUCCUGUGGCGGUCCUCAUGAGAGCCACUUUCAUCAUAGCGCUUGAUGGUUUUUGCGACUGCACUUGAAGAAACUUUAAAAUGUCUUUACAUUUUCCUGAUUCACUGACCUUCAUGUCUUAAAGUAAUUAUGGACUGUCGUUUCUCUUUGCUUAUUUGAGUUGUUCUUGCCAUAAUAUGGACUUGGUCUUUUACCAAAUAGGGCUAUCUUCUGUAUAUCCCCGUACCUUGUCACAACACAACUGAUUGGCUCAAGUGCAUUAAGAAGGAAAUCAAUUCCACAAAUUAACUUUUAGGAAGGCACACCUGUUAAUUGUAAUGCAUUCCAGGUGACUACCUCAUGAAGCUGGUUGAGAGAAUGCCAAGAGUGUGCAAAGCUGUCAUCAAGGCAAAGGGUGGCUAUUUGAAGAAUCAAAUAUAUAAAAUAUAUUUUGAUUUGUUUAACACUUUUUUGGUUACUACAUGAUUCCAUAUGUGUUAUUUCAUAGUUCUGAUGACUUCACUAUUAUUCUACAAUGUAAAAAUUAGGAAAAACCCUUGAAUUAGUUGGUGUGUCCAAACAUUUGAAUGGUAGUGUAUGUGACCAACCGGCUCGAUUCGGUCUUGUGUAGCAAAAUUUGAAAUUGUGUUUUUUACAUUGGAUGAAAGUGGAGACUCAGAGCUAGAAAAUGGUAUAUCAUACACUACAGUUGAGGAACAAUGGGAAAGUAAUUAUGCUUUGAAAGUUGAUAAACUUGUAACCUUACUUUUGAGAAAAUGACCCUUGAAUGUUUUGGUACCUACUGGAGAGCUCUUCUUUGUCUCCACCCAUUCAGCAUCGUUCACACCCUUUAGCCCCACCCAGCUCUUUAUGGAUUCCCAUGUGAGGCCAUGUUCUAAACAACCAAAGAUUUCAAGACUUAAGGCUGGUUUAUACUACGGGUGUGUUCGUAAAUUUAAUCUGGAGUGCCAGAGUGUGCUCUGGGCGUUCGUAAUCUCAGAGCGUUGUCAGAUUGGCCGUUCGUAAAUUCAGAGCGUUUCGCUCUCGGAGCGCACACUGGACGCUCUGGCCGAGGAGUAGGGUUGAUCCGAGCGUUCUGGCCUAACAACAGCAUUAACGUUGGCUAGCUUGCUAGCUACUUCCAGACACAAAUGAGAGAACGGCUCACUGCCCAUUACUCGCCCUAGCAGAGCUGGUUAGGCUGUGUUUAUGUUAUCCAGAGUGUUGGUGACUGCAACUGUGCUGCUGGCAACAAUUUAAUUACGCUUUUUUUUGCCAACGUUUACUGACACCGGCCAUAUUUAACGGGUGUUGAGCGUUCAUAAAUUCGUCAGUUAUUCUGCGCUCUGGCACACUCAGAUGAGAGUGCUCUGAAAUCGGAGUAGAUAGCCAGAGAGAAUUUACCAGCUACGUCUAUCGACAGUUGUCGCAGUGACAUCAUAAACAUUCUAUUGAAAUAGUUACUUGCAUAGUCUUUUGUUUAGACAUGUAGCUAGCUAGCUAAACAAUGAACCAUGAUCUCAACUCGUAACGGUAUCCUGCAUGAAUCUGCAGGUAGCUAACCAACCAGGUUCAAUGUUAGCUAGCUAACAUUAGGCUAUAACUAGCAAUGCAAAUGGCUCUGAGAUACGAACAAUAUUACUACACAGAUCAUACACGUAAAGUUAGCUAUCUAACCAGCCAGCUAACGUUAGCUAGUUAGCUAACAGUACACUAACUUGAAAUGAAAACGACUUUCUGACAAAAUUAGAAACGUGUAAUAUCUGAAAAUGUAGCUAGCUAGACUAUCUUACCCGUAUACGUGGAUGGACGCUUCUCCCUCUCUGUCACGGAUGCCAUGGUUGCCCUUAGUUUGAAGAUGUAAUCCGGAGCCUUCUGUGUUCUCUUUUCGACUCCGUCUGCAUAUUUGCAAUCAAACGCCAGAAUUUUCUUAAUCUCCUUAGCUAUCAUACUCUAAUUCCACUGAUUUCAAAACUCGGUCCUCCAGAAUGUGGAGAGCAACUCUUAUGCAGUUCUACUAUGUGAUAUAUUUUUUAAAAAGCAGCGUUAGAAAGGAUUACCUACAUGUACUGACCAGCUCAUAUUAUAAACAGAAGCAGCUACAUGGCAGACCAAUCCAAACUCAUCUCUCGGCAUGUCCAGCCCACUCAUUAUCUCAGCCAAUCAUGGCUAGCGGGAAGGUUGUUGUCUUUUUCCAUGGCUAAACCAACUAGGCUCGUAAUAACAAUUUUAUUCGUAUUUACAGAUGGCAUACACGUUUGUUAUUAAGGUACAUGAAAGUUCACAUAUUCCAGAAGGCAUUUCUGCCAAAAAAAGCAUUUUGAUAAAAAAAGUUUACAUUUACAUUUACAUUUUAGUCAUUUAGCAGACGCUCUUAUCCAGAGCGACUUACAUUUACGUUCAAAUGCCUCUCCUGUGAAGUAGUGGCGCGCGACAAACGCCUAGUUUCCUGAAACGAGUCACAUGACUAGUGUCUGGGAUUCCCUCAGAAUGGAUGGCUCCUUAUAAAUGACUAGUGUCUGGGAUUCCCUCAGAAUGGAUGGCUCCUUAUAAAUGACUAGUAUCUGGGAUUCCCUCAGAAUGGAUGGCUCCUUAUAAAUGACUAGUGUCUGGGAUUCCCUCAGAAUGGAUGGCUCCUUAUAAAUGACUAGUGUCUGAUACAGGUGACAAAGGUGAAAGUUCAGUUCAUACCAAUGAUCCUGCUACUUAGUUUAACAAUGUUACCUGUUCUUACUCUGUCUAGAUUACCAAAACAGCAGAUCAUAUUGAAUAUUAAAAUGGAUUCAAUUAACGAUCUGUAAAAGAUGGUCAUCAGCGUCUUAUCCACCCUGAAACUGCUGAGUUUCCUCAGUAUCCACAUUGGCCUCAACCUUGUUUGCUGUCAGGGAAAGUGCCAAGAUAUUUGUAUGGAUCAACGGUAGGGCUGUGGCGGUAAUACGGUCUAAUCAACGGUAGGGCUGUGGCGGUAAUACGGUCUAAUCAACGGUAGGGCUGUGGCGGUAAUACGGUCUAAUCAACGGUAGGGCUGUGGCGGUAAUACGGUCUAAUCAACGGUAGGGCUGUGGUGGUAAUACGGUCUAAUCAACGGUAGGGCUGUGGCGGUAAUACGGUCUAAUCAACGGUAGGGCUGUGGCGGUAAUACGGUCUAAUCAACGGUAGGGCUGUGGUGGUAAUACGGUCUAAUCAACGGUAGGGGUGUGGUGGUAAUACGGUCUAAUCAACGGUAGGGGUGUGGUGGUAAUACGGUCUAAUCAACGGUAGGGCUGUGGCGGUAAUACGGUCUAAUCAACGGUAGGGGUGUGGCGGUAAUACGGUCUAAUCAACGGUAGGGGUGUGGUGGUAAUACGGUCUAAUCAACGGUAGGGGUGUGGUGGUAAUACGGUCUAAUCAACGGUAGGGCUGUGGCGGUAAUACGGUCUAAUCAACGGUAGGGGUGUGGCGGUAAUACGGUCUAAUCAACGGUAGGGCUGUGGUGGUAAUACGGUCUAAUCAACGGUAGGGCUGUGGCGGUAAUACGGUCUAAUCAACGGUAGGGGUGUGGUGGUAAUACGGUCUAAUCAACGGUAGGGCUGUGGCGGUAAUACGGUCUAAUCAACGGUAGGGGUGUGGUGGUAAUACGGUCUAAUCAACGGUAGGGCUGUGGUGGUAAUACGGUCUAAUCAACGGUAGGGCUGUGGUGGUAAUACGGUCUAAUCAACGGUAGGGCUGUGGCGGUAAUACGGUCUAAUCAACGGUAGGGCUGUGGUGGUAAUACGGUCUAAUCAACGGUAGGGCUGUGGUGGUAAUACGGUCUAAUCAACGGUAGGGCUGUGGCGGUAAUACGGUCUAAUCAACGGUAGGGCUGUGGCGGUAAUACGGUCUAAUCAACGGUAGGGCUGUGGCGGUAAUACGGUCUAAUCAACGGUAGGGCUGUGGUGGUAAUACGGUCUAAUCAACGGUAGGGCUGUGGCGGUAAUACGGUAUAAUCAACGGUAGGGGUGUGGCGGUAAUACGGUCUAAUCAACGGUAGGGCUGUGGCGGUAUUACGGUAUAAUCAACGGUAGGGCUGUGGCGGUAAUACGGUCUAAUCAACGGUAGGGGUGUGGUGGUAAUACGGUCUAAUCAACGGUAGGGCUGUGGCGGUAAUACGGUAUAAUCAACGGUAGGGGUGUGGCGGUAAUACGGUCUAAUCAACGGUAGGGCUGUGGCGGUAAUACGGUAUAAUCAACGGUAGGGGUGUGGCGGUAAUACGGUCUAAUCAACGGUAGGGCUGUGGCGGUAUUACGGUAUAAUCAAGUGUCUCCAAUGGCUCACCAUCUAUCAGAGUGUAUUGGUGGCAGUGAGCUCCUCUGGAAAUCAAUAGACAUAUCCUUAGUUUUGUUUACAAGUAGGAGCGGUCCAUCCAAGAACCAUCCAAGAAACUGCUCCACCACUGGGCCAGCGGGGCUAUCUUGGGGCCUACUGAGAGUUUGCACCUUAGGUCAAUGGAAUUGCUCCAGAGCGCUCCUAAACUCUGCCUAAAUGGUGCUUCAGACGUGGUAAAUCAAGUCUCUUAUUAUGAUCAGUUACCCCUGUAGGAGGCCAUAGAGAAUAUAUGACCUGUACUGUAGGGUCAUGGUUUGGUCUGUUUGUCCCCUGCAGGAGGCCAUAGAGAAUAUAUGACCUGUACUGUAGGGUCAUGGUUUGGUCUGUUUGUCCCCUGCAGGAGGCCAUAGAGAAUAUAUGACCUGUACUGUAGGGUCAUGGUUUGGUCUGUUUGUCCCCUGCAGGAGGCCAUAGAGAAUAUAUGACCUGUACUGUAGGGUCAUGGUUUGGUCUGUUUGUCCCCUGCAGGAGGCCAUAGAGAAUAUAUGACCUGUACUGUAGGGUCAUGGUUUGGUCUGUUUGUCCCCUGCAGGAGGCCAUAGAGAAUAUAUGACCUGUACUGUAGGGUCAUGGUUUGGUCUGUUUGUGCCCCUGCAGGAGGCCAUAGAGAAUAUAUGACCUGUACUGUAGGGUCAUGGUUUGGUCUGUUUGUCCCCUGCUGAGGGGCCAUAGAGAAUAUAUGGACCUGUACUGUAGGGUCAUGGUUUGGUCUGUUUUGUCACCCUGUACAGGAGGCCAUCAACCGACGGCCGGAGAUAGCGGUGUUCCCGGAGCCUCCACAGGAGCUGAGUGUCCAAUCUGUUGACAUGCUCAAGAACACCAGACAACCAAGGAGUGUCUGCACCGCUUCUGUGCCGACUGCAUCAUCACCGCCCUCAGAUCAGGGUAUGUUAGUAUGUUCACUCAGUUUGAGUAAAAAACACCACCACAUGCCACAACAAAAAAAAAAAAAAGGAAAAAAAAAAAAAAAAAAAAGAAAAAAAAACAAAAAAAACAUGAAAACACAAUAACACAAAAAAAUGAAAAAACAAAAACAAAAAAAACACAGGAAACAAAAAAAAAAAAAAAAUGAAACAAAAAAAACACAAACAAACCUAUGAAAACAACCACCACAUGCACAAAACAACAACCCACACAUCACAACCACCACCACCACAUGCCACAACACACAACCACACCACAACACCACCACCACAUGCCACAAACACCACACAUCACAACAUGCCACAACAACCACCACAUCCACAACACCCACCACCACAUGCCCACACACCACACUACAACCACCCACACCACAACAAACCACCACAUGCCACAACACCACCACCACAUGCACAACAACAACACACACCAACAUGCCACAACAACAAAACCACCACAUCACCACAACACAUCCCAAACCACCACAUGCCAACACAACCACCACAUGCCCAAACACACCACCACAUGCACAACCAACCACCACCACAUGCCCACACCCCACACCACACACCACAUGCCACAACAACACCACCACAUGCCACAACACCACCACCACAUGCCACAACACACACACACACACCACCACACUCCCACCAACACCACCACCCAUGCCCACACAACACCACCACAUGCCACAACAACACCACCACAUGCCACAACAACACCACCACAUGCCACAACAACACCACCACAUGCCACAACAACACCACCACAUGCCACAACAACACCACCACAUGCCACAACAACACCACCACAUGCCGCAACAACACCACCACAUGCCGCAACAACACCACCACAUGCCGCAACAACACCACCACAUGCCGCAACAACACCACCACAUGCCGCAACAACACCACCACAUGCCGCAACAACACCACCACAUGCCGACAACAACACCACCACAUGCCGCAACACCACCACCACAUGCCGCAACACCACCACCACAUGCCGCAACACCACCACCACAUGCCGCAACAACACCACCACAUGCCGCAACAACACCACCACAUGCCGCAACAACACCACCACAUGCCACUUGACACAAUAACAACACCACCACAUGCCACUGUUGACACAAUAACAACACCACCACAUGCCACUGUUGACACAAUAACAACACCACCACAUGCCACUGUUGACACAAUUCUCUAUUAGUUUUCUCUGACACUGAUUACCCAGUGUCUGUGUCGAUGACCCCAGUGUCUGUGUACGACCCCAGUGUCUGUGUACGACCCCAGUGUCUGUGUCGAUGACCCCAGUGUCUGUGUCGAUGACCCCAGUGUCUGUGUGGACGACCCCAGUGUCUGUGUGGACGACCCCAGUGUCUGUGUGGACGACCCCAGUGUCUGUGUCGACGACCCCAGUGUCUGUGUCGACGACCCCAGUGUCUGUGUACGACCCCAGUGUCUGUGUCGAUUGCCAAGUGUCUGUGUAUUGCAUUUAUCAAUGUCUACUAACCGUAUCAAACGUCAUGAUCAACUGCUGAUCACUUUAGUGACACAGGACAUAAUUACCUCAAGUUCUAACCUUGUUUCUCUCUCUGUCUCUCUGUGUGUGUUCGUUCUACCCAGCAACAAGGAAUGCCCUACGUGCUAACUCUCUGUCUGUUCUACCCAGCAACAAGGAAUGCCCUACGUGCUAACUCUCUGUCUGUUCUACCUAGCAACAAGGAAUGCCCUACGUGCUAACUCUCUGUCUGUUCUACCUAGCAACAAGGAAUGCCCUACGUGCUAACUCUCUGUCUGUUCUACCCAGCAACAAGGAAUGCCCUACGUGCUAACUCUCUGUCUGUUCUACCCAGCAACAAGGAAUGCCCUACGUGCUAACUCUCUGUCUGUUCUACCUAGCAACAAGGAAUGCCCUACGUGCUAACUCUCUGUCUGUUCUACCCAGCAACAAGGAAUGCCCUACGUGCAGAAAGAAGCUGGUGUCUAAACGAUCCCUGCGGCCGGACCCUAACUUCGACGCCCUCAUCAGUAAGAUCUACCCCAGCAGAGAUGAGUACGAGGCCCAUCAGGAGAGGGUUCUGGCCCGCAUCUCCAAACACAACAACCAGCAGGCCCUGUCCCACAGCAUCGAGGAGGGCCUCAAGAUACAGGCCAAGAACAGGUACUGUACCCUGACCCCUGACCUUUAACCCCUAAUCCUGGCCCACAACAUUGAAGAGGGCCUUCGAUACAGGCCAUGACUGUACUGCUAAUCUUAUCUCUAUUUUCCCAUUCAGGUGUCUCACCUCACCAAUGUCAGAACAACUUACCCUGUGAAUAUGGUCAAAUUAAAUGUUACUUUAUAUAAUGGAAUUUAAAUCAUCUGACCUCUCUCUGCUCUUCCUUCCUCCCACCACUGGGUGUCACUCCAGGCUGCAGCGGGGGAAGAAGCACCAGCUGGAGAACGGGAGCGGGGCGGAGGACAACGGCGAUUCCUCCCACUGCAGCAACGUCUCCGUCCACUCCAACCAGGUAUUAGCACACCUUCAUUCCCAUGCAAGGUUGCAGAAUUCCAGUAACAUCCCCAAAAUCCCGGUAUGGGAAAUUCCCGGUAUCAGAAAAAUAAAGCAGGAAAUCCGGAUUCCUCCAACCAGGAUUUAUUGAAAACCCGACUGGAUUUGUGCAAUCGUUUUCCCAUGUCUAUCAAAUACCUAAACACAAUCAGUAAAGUUGAGCUGUGUUAGUACAUGUGUAUUAUGUAUGUGGCUCUACGAGAUGUGUAUGACAUGGGAUGGGUAACGUGCAGGGUAUUAUUAACGGAUUGUGUAGAUGGGAUGGGUAAGGUUUAUUGUAAAGCAGGGGUAUAAAUGUGUUAUUGUAAAGCAGGGGUAUAAAUGUGUUAUUGUAAAGCAGGGGUAUAAAUGUGUUAUUGUAAAUCAGGGGUAUAAAUGUGUUAUUGUAAAGCAGGGGUAGAAAUGUGUUAUUGUAAAGCAGGGGUAUAAAUGUGUUAUUGUAAAGCAGGGGUAUAAAUGUGUUAUUGUAAAGCAGGGGUAUAAAUGCAUUCAAAUGUACAUUUUGUUGAGUAAAUGACACCAGGAAUUUUACAGCAGGAUAGCCAGUCAGUGUCUUUUCCUCGUUAAAGCAUCUUAUCGCUUUAACAUUUUAUCCCCAUGGUUGUAUUCGGCGCAUCUUUUUCCCCCAAUAAAUCAAUCAUUCAAUCAAACCAGGAGGCGGGGCCGAGCAUCAAGCGUACCAAGACAUCAGAUGACUCUGGUCUGGACAUGGAUAAUGCUACAGAGAACGGAGGAGGAGGAGACCUGGCGAUGGACGGGGCCAGCGAGAUAGAGCUGGUGUUCUGCCCUCACCCUACGCUCAUGGACAAGGAGGACACCGUGCAGACCAGGUGGGGAACUGAGGCUGAGUGGGAUACAGGAUGGAUGGAUGGAUGGAUGGAUGGAUAGAUGGUUUGUUCCAGAUACACAAAUUGCACAAUAUUAAAGCUGCAAUAUGUACAUUUUUGGGCGAUUCGACCAAAUUCUAACUGAAAGGAUGUCUAGGAAGCGGUAGAUCUGUUCUAUGUGCUCUAUUUCUAUGGUUCCCGUUCUUAAGUUUUGCUUUUGCAUCUUUUACUUUCGGUUUUCUACACCAGCUUCAAACAGCUGAAAAUAUAAUAUUGUUGGUUAUGGAAAAUAUAUUUCACAGCGGCUUAGAUGGUGCAACGAUUCUCUACACUAUACUUGGUUGUUCUGUCACAUAAACUGAAAUUAGGCGAACUAUUUAGAAUUUUAGCAACCAGGAAACGGCGGAGCGAUUUCUGCAUAGUGCAGCUUUAAAUCUUCCCAAUGACUGGAGUAGUGUUGAUCUUCUAAUCUGCAUAGGCAUGUGUAUUUGAAGCCUGUCUGUGAAAAACUGUGAGACUGUACCUGUGGACGUUUGGAAAGGAUUCAAGACCAAGUUUAGAUGGGGAAAGUUUAGUUGGGGAAAGUUUAGAUGGUGAAAGUGUGUGUAUAUCUUUCUAAACCUCAGGUAAUGUGUUGAGUUAGUGCCCAGGUUCAUCAAGAAGUCUACUAAUGCUAGUGUGUGUGUGGCAGUGUUGAGUUUGUUCCCAGGUACAUCAAGACGUCAGGUAACGCCACAGUGGACCACCUGUCCAAGUACCUGGCGGUACGUCUGGCCCUGGAGGAACUGAGGAAGAAUGGAGAGGCCAGCCCAAUCAAUGUAGACGCUGCCUCCGAGAAACAAUACACCAUCUACAUCCCUACAGCCAACGGCCAGUUCACGGUAAUAAUACAAUAUAUUACUACUACAACAAGAAAAUAAUUCCAGAAAUGUAUCAUUAAUGUGCAAUUCAUCUAUAGGGUACAUUUAGAUUUUUCUUUCAUUAUUUUAGGCUAUCUGAGGUUAAGGCCAAGCUUUAGGGCCUAACUUUACGCUUUAGGGCCUAACUUUACGCUUUAGGGCCUAACUUUACGCUUUAGGGCCUAACUUUACACUUUAGGGCCUAACUUUACGCUUUAGGGCCUAACUUUACACUUUAGGGCCUAACUUUACGCGUGCCAAAUAGCCUACUCUUCAAACGCUUUUGGGAACGACCAGAAAACGUUAAUAUUGAUCGAAAAAGUUAUAUGUCGGAUUUUAAUGAAAUAAGAAAAAUCAGAGAAAUGGAGAGUUGAAAAUAAAGAGAAGGGAGGUCCAGAACAGUCAUCUAAUGUUAUAGAAUGGAGGUCCAGAACAGUCAUCUAAUGUUAUAGAAUGGAGGUCCAGAACAGUCAUCUAAUGUUAUAGAAUGGAGGUCCAGAACAGUCAUCUAAUGUUAUAGAAUGGAGGUCCAGAACAGUCAUCUAAUGUUAUAGAAUGGAGGUCCAGAACAGUCAUCUAAUGUUAUAGAAUGGAGGUCCAGAACAGUCAUCUAAUGUUAUAGAAUGGAGGUCCAGAACAGUCAUCUAAUGUUAUAGAAUGGAGGUCCAGAACAGUCAUCUAAUGUUAUAGAAUGGAGGUCCAGAACAGUCAUCUAAUGUUAUAGAAUGGAGGUCCAGAACAGUCAUCUAAUGUUUAGGAAAGAUUAGGUGAAGUGGUAAAAGAGGAUGCUAGCAGUGCUGCUGUGUUAUGUGUGAUGAUAACCAUCAUGGGCUGUGCCACUAGAGAUCCUGGUUCGAAUCCAGGCUCUGUCGUAGCCGGCCGUGACAAUUGGCCCAGUGUCGUCCAGGGUAGGGGAGGGAACGGCCGGCAGGGAUGUAGCUCAGUUGGUAGAGCAUGGCGUUUGCAACGCCAGGGUUGUGGGUUCGUUUCCCACGGGGGCCAGUAUAAAAAAUAAAAAAAUAAUGUAUGCACUCAUGUAAGUCGCUCUGGAUAAGAGCGUCUGCUAAAUGACUAAAAUGUAAAUAGGCACACACUCUAAUCUCUCUGGUCACCCAGGUGACCUUUAGUCUAGUGUUUCUAAUCACUCUGGUCACCCAGGUGACCUUUAGUCUAGUGUUUCUAAUCACUCUGGUCACCCAGGUGACCUUUAGUCUAGUGUUGUUUCUAAUCACUCUGGUCACCCAGGUGACCUUUAGUCUAGUGUUUCUAAUCACUCUGGUCACCCAGGUGACCUUUAGUCUAGUGUUUCUAAUCACUCUGGUCACCCAGGUGACCUUUAGUCUAGUGUUUCUAAUCACUCUGGUCACCCAGGUGACCUUUUAGUCUAGUGUUGUUUCUAAUCACUCUGGUCACCCAGGUGACCUUUAGUCUAGUGUUGUUUCUAAUCACUCUGGUCACCCAGGUGACCUUUAGUCUAGUGUUUCUAAUCACUCUGGUCACCCAGGUGACCUUUUAGUCUAGUGUUGUUUCUAAUCACUCUGGUCACCCAGGUGACCUUUUAGUCUAGUGUUGUUUCUAAUCACUCUGGUCACCCAGGUGACCUUUAGUCUAGUGUUGUUUCUAAUCUCUCUGGUCACCCAGGUGACCUUUAGUCUAAUGUUUCUAAUCACUCUGGUCACCCAGGUGACCUUUAGUCUAGUGUUUCUAAUCACUCUGGUCACCCAGGUGACCUUUAGUCUAGUGUUUCUAAUCACUCUGGUCACCCAGGUGACCUUUAGUCUAGUGUUUCUAAUCACUCUGGUCACCCAGGUGACCUUUUAGUCUAGUGUUGUUUCUAAUCACUCUGGUCACCCAGGUGACCUUUAGUCUAGUGUUGUUUCUAAUCACUCUGGUCACCCAGGUGACCUUUAGUCUAGUGUUUCUAAUCACUCUGGUCACCCAGGUGACCUUUAGUCUAGUGUUGUUUCUAAUCUCUCUGGUCACCCAGGUGACCUUUAGUGUAGUGUUUCUAAUCACUCUGGUCACCCAGGUGACCUUUAGUCUAGUGUUUCUAAUCACUCUGGUCACCCAGGUGACCUUUAGUCUAGUGUUUCUAAUCACUCUGGUCACCCAGGUGACCUUUAGUCUAGUGUUUCUAAUCACUCUGGUCACCCAGGUGACCUUUAGUCUAGUGUUGUUUCUAAUCACUCUGGUCACCCAGGUGACCUUUAGUCUAGUGUUUCUAAUCACUCUGGUCACCCAGGUGACCUUUAGUCAAGUGUUGUUUCUAAUCACUCUGGUCACCCAGGUGACCUUUAGUCUAGUGUUUCUAAUCACUCUGGUCACCCAGGUGACCUUUAGUCUAGUGUUUCUAAUCACUCUGGUCACCCAGGUGACCUUUAGUCUAGUGUUUCUAAUCUCUCUGGUCACCCAGGUGACCUUUAGUCUAGUGUUUCUAAUCUCUGGUCACCCAGGUGACCUUUAGUCUAGUGUUUCUAAUCACUCUGGUCACCCAGGUGACCUUUAGUCUAGUGUUUCUAAUCACUCUGGUCACCCAGGUGACAUUUAGUCUAGUGUUGUUUCUAAUCUCUCUGGUCACCCAGGUGACCUUUAGUCUAGUGUUUCUAAUCACUCUGGUCACCCAGGUGACCUUUAGUCUAGUGUUUCUAAUCACUCUGGUCACCCAGGUGACCUUUAGUCUAGUGUUUCUAAUCACUCUGGUCACCCAGGUGACCUUUUAGUCUAGUGUUGUUUCUAAUCACUCUGGUCACCCAGGUGACCUUUAGUCUAGUGUUGUUUCUAAUCACUCUGGUCACCCAGGUGACCUUUAGUCUAGUGUUUCUAAUCACUCUGGUCACCCAGGUGACCUUUAGUCUAGUGUUUCUAAUCACUCUGGUCACCCAGGUGACCUUUAGUCUAGUGUUUCUAAUCACUCUGGUCACCCAGGUGACCUUUAGUCUAGUGUUGUUUCUAAUCACUCUGGUCACCCAGGUGACCUUUAGUCUAGUGUUUCUAAUCUCUGGUCACCCAGGUGACCUUUAGUCUAGUGUUUCUAAUCACUCUGGUCACCCAGGUGACCUUUUAGUCUAGUGUUUCUAAUCACUCUGGUCACCCAGGUGACCUUUAGUCUAGUGUUGUUUCUAAUCUCUCUGGUCACCCAGGUGACCUUUAGUGUAGUGUUUCUAAUCACUCUGGUCACCCAGGUGACCUUUAGUCUAGUGUUUCUAAUCACUCUGGUCACCCAGGUGACCUUUAGUCUAGUGUUUCUAAUCACUCUGGUCACCCAGGUGACAUUUAGUCUAGUGUUGUUUCUAAUCUCUCUGGUCACCCAGGUGACCUUUAGUCUAGUGUUUCUAAUCACUCUGGUCACCCAGGUGACCUUUAGUCUAGUGUUUCUAAUCACUCUGGUCACCCAGGUGACCUUUAGUCUAGUGUUUCUAAUCACUCUGGUCACCCAGGUGACCUUUUAGUCUAGUGUUGUUUCUAAUCGCUCUGGUCACCCAGGUGACCUUUAGUCUAGUGUUGUUUCUAAUCACUCUGGUCACCCAGGUGACCUUUAGUCUAGUGUUUCUAAUCACUCUGGUCACCCAGGUGACCUUUAGUCUAGUGUUUCUAAUCACUCUGGUCACCAGACAGUUGUGAACACUUAGGGCCCAGUGUGUUUGUCUAAUCACUCUGGUCACCCAGGUGACCUUUAGUCUAGUGUGUUUCUAAUCACUCUGGUCACCCAGGUGACCUUUAGUCUAGUGUUGUUCUAAUCUCUGGUCACCCAGGUGACCUUUAGUCUAGUGUUUCUAAUCACUCUGGUCACCCAGGUGACCUUUAGUCUAUGUUGUUUCUAAUCACUCUGGUCACCCAGGUGACCUUUAGUCUAGUGUUGUUUCUAAUCCUCUGGUCACCCAGGUGACCUUUAGUUAGUUGUUUCAAUCCUCUGGUCCCCAGGUGACCUUUAGUCUAGUUUUCUAAUCCUCUGGUCACCCAGGUGACCUUUAGUCUAGUGUUUCUAAUCACUCUGGUCACCCAGGUGACCUUUAGUCUAGUGUUUCUAAUCACUCUGGUCACCCAGGUGACCUUUAGUCUAGUGUUGUUUCUAAUCACUCUGGUCACCCAGGUGACCUUUAGUCUAGUGUUGUUUCUAAUCACUCUGGUCACCCAGGUGACCUUUAGUCUAGUGUUGUUUCACUAACACUCUGGUCUAGGACCCAGGUGACCUUUAGUCUAGUGUUGUUUCUAAUCACUCUGGUCACCCAGGUGACCUUUAGUCUAGUGGUUUCUAAUCACUCUGGUCACCCAGGUGACCUUUAGUCUAGUGUUUCUAAUCACUCUGGUCACCCAGGUGACCUUUAGUCAGUGUUGUUUCUAAUCACUCUGGUCACCCAGGUGACCUUUAGUCUAUGUUGUUUCUAAUCACUCUGGUCACCCAGGUGACCUUUAGUCUAGUGUUUCUAAUCACUCUGGUCACCCAGGUGACCUUUAGUCAGUGUUUUCAUUUAAACCUCUGGUCACCCAGGUGACCUUUAGUCUAGUGUUUCUAAUCACUCUGGUCACCCAGGUGACCUUUAGUCUAGUGUUUCUAAUCACUCUGGUCACCCAGGUGACCUUUAGUCUAAUGUUGUUUCUAAACACUCUGGUCACCCAGGUGACCUUUAGUCUAGUGUUGUUUCUAAACACUCUGGUCUGAAGGACGAUCAAUCAGUCAAUGCUCUCUGUCGGUCCUCUAGGUGCUGAACGGGUCUUUCUCUCUGGAGCUUGUCAGUGAGAAGUACUGGAAGGUCAACAAGCCCAUGGAGCUGUACUUCGCCCCCACAAAGGAGCACAAGUAGACCACCUGGAGUACCAUUUGGGACACAGACCUGGACAAGACCUGCCAGGAGGACGAGACCUGCCAGGAGGACGAGACCUGCCAGGAGGAGGAGUCUAAUGGAGACUAUGGACUGAUCCCCCCCCCCUCUACAUCUCUCUGAUCUCUACAUCUCUCUCUCUCUGAUCUCUACAUCUCCCUCUCUCUGAUCUCUCUCUCUGAUAUCUACAUCUCUCUCUGAUCUCUCUCUCUGAUAUCUACAUCUCUCUCUGAUCUCUCUCUCUGAUAUCUACAUCUCUCUCUCUCUGAUCUCUACAUCUCCCUCUCUCUGAUCUCUCUCUCUCUCUGAUCUCUACAUCUCUCUCUCUCUGAUCUCUACAUCUCUCUCUCUCUGAUAUCUACAUCUCCCCCUCUGAUCUCUACAUCUCUCUCUCUCUGAUAUCUACAUCUCUCUCUCUCUGAUCUCUACAUCUCUCUCUCUCUGAUCUCUACAUCUCUCUCUCUCUGAUCUCUACAUCUCUCUCUCUGAUAUCUACAUCUCUCUCUCUCUGAUAUCUACAUCUCUCUCUCUCUGAUAUCUACAUCUCUCUCUCUGAUCUCUACAUCUCUCUCUCUCUGAUAUCUACAUCUCUCUCUCUCUGAUCUCUACAUCUCUCUCUCUCUGAUCUCUACAUCUCUCUCUCUCUGAUAUCUACAUCUCUCUCUCUCUGAUCUCUACAUCCUCUCUCUCUCGAUCUCUCCCCUGAUCUCUACAUCUCUCUCUCUCUGAUAUCUACAUCUCUCUCGCUCUGAUCCUACAUCCUCCUCUCUGAUCUCUACAUCUCUCUCUCUCUGAUACUCACAUCUCUCUCUCUCUGAUCUCUACAUCUCUCCCUCUCUGAUCUCUACAUCUCUCUCUCUGAUCUCUACAUCUCCUCCUGAUCUCUACAUCUCUCUCUCUCUGAUCUCUACAUCUCCCUCUGAUCUCUACAUCUCCCUCUCUGAUCUCCACAUCUCUCUCUCUCUGAUCUCUACAUCUCCUCUCUCUGAUCUCUACAUCUCUCUCUCUCUGAUCUCUACAUCUCCCUCUGAUCUCUACAUCUCUCUCUCUCUGAUCUCUACAUCUCUCUCUCUCUGAUCUCUACAUCUCCCUCUGAUCUCUACAUCUCUCUCUCUGAUCUCUCGAUCUCUCUCUGAUCUCUACAUCUCUCUCUCUCUCUGAUCUCUACAUCUCCCUCUGAUCUCUCUACAUCUACUCCUCUCUCUGAUCUCUACAUCCUCUCUAUCUCUCCUCUGAUCUCUACAUCUCCCUCUGAUCUCUACAUCUCCUUCUACUCUCUCUAUCUCUACAUCCUCUCUCUUCUCUGAUCUCUACAUCUCCUCUCUCUGAUCUCUACAUCUCUCUCUCUGAUCUCUCUCUCUCUGAUCUCCCUCUCUCUGAUCUCUAUAUCUCUCUCUGAUCUCUCUCUCUCUGAUCUCUACAUCUCCCUCUGAUCUCUACAUCUCCCUCUCUGAUCUCUCUCUCUCUGAUCUUCUACUAUCUCAUCUCUCUCUCUGAUCUCUACAUCUCUCUCUCUGAUCUCUACAUCUCCUCUCUCUCUCUGAUCUCUCAUCUCUCUCUGAUCUCUACAUCUCUCUCUUCUCUGAUCCUCUACAUCUCCCUCUCUCUCUGAUUCUACUCUCUCUCUCUGAUCUCUACAUCUCUCUCUCUCUGAUCUCUACAUCUCUCUCCUCUCUCUAUUCUCUCUCUCGUCUCUCUCUCUGACUAUCUACAUCUCUCUCUCUCUCUGAUCUCUCUCUGAUCUCUCUCUCUCUUGAUAUCUACAUCUCUCUCUCUCUGAUCUCUACAUCUCUCUCUCUCUGAUCUCUACACUCUCUCUCUCUCUCUGAUCUCCUCUCUAUCUCUCUCUCUCUGAUAUCUACAUCUCUCUCUCUCUGAUCUCUACAUCUCUCUCUCUCUGAUCUCUACAUCUCCCUCUCUCUGACUCUACUCUCCUCUGAUCUCUCUCUCGUUCUAAUUCUCCUCUCAUCUCUAUCUCUCUCUCUCUCUGAUCUCUCUCUCCUCUCUGAUCUCUACAUCUCCUCCUCUGAUCUCUACAUCUCCUCUGCUUCUCUCUGAUCUCUACAUCUCUCUCUAUCUCUCUCUCUCUCUCUUGAUCUCUACAUCUCUCUCUCUGAUCUCUACAUUCUCUCUCCUCUCUGAAUCCCCUUUCUACAUCUCUCUCCUCUGAUCUCUACAUCUCCCUCCUCUGAUCUCUUCAUCUCCCUGAUCUCAUCUCUCUCUCUCUGAUCUCUACAUCGUCUCUCCACUCCUCUCUGAUUCUCUACAUCUCCUCUCUCUGAUCUCUACAUCUCCUCAUCUCCUCUGAUCUCUACACUCUCCUCUCUCUCUGAUCUCUACAUCUCUCUCUCUCUGAUCUCUACAUCUCUCUCUGAUCUCUCUCGUCCUCUGAUCUCUACAUCUCCUCUCUCUGAUCUCUACAUCUCUCUCUCUCGAUCUCUACUCUCUCUCUCUCUGAUCUCUCUCCUCUCUGAUCUCUACUCUCUCUCUCUGACUCUACAUCUCCCUCUCUCUGAUCUCUCAUCAUCUCUCUCUCUCCUCUUAUCUACACUCUCUUCUGAUCUUACUCUUCUCUCUCUUGUCUCUCUCUCUCUGAUCUCUACUCUCUCUCUCUCUAUCUCUACAUCUCUCUCCUCUCUGAUCUCUACAUCUCCUCUCUCUGAUCUCUAUUCUCUCUCUCUGAUCUCUAUUCCUCUAUCCUCUCUCUUCUGAUCUACAUCUCCUCUGAUCUCUACAUCUCUCUCUCUCUGUCUCUACAUCUCCUCUCUGAUCUCUACAUCUCUCUCUCUCUGAUCUCUCAUCUCCUCUCUGAUCUCUAUUAUCUCUCUCUGAUCUCUCUCUCUCUGAUCUCUACAUCUCCCUCUGAUCUCUACAUCUCCCUCUUGAUUCUCUCUCUCUGAUCUCUCAUCCUCUCGUCUCUCUUCUCUACACUCUCUCUCUGAUCUCUACAUCUCUCCCUCUCUGAUCUCUCUCUCUGAUCUCUACUCUCUCCCUCUGAUCUACAUCUCCCUCUCUGAUCUCUCUCUCCUGCUCUAUAUCUCUCUCUCUCUGAUUCUACAUCUCUCUCUCUCUGAUCUUACAUCUCUCUCUCUCUAUCUCUACUCCUCCUCUCUCUCUGAUCUCUCUCUCUCUCUGAUCUCUACAUCUCUCUCUGAUCUCUACAUCUCUCUCUCCUCUGAUAUCUCAUCUCUCCUCUCUGAUCCUACAUCCUCUCUACUCUCUCUGAUUCUCUCUACUCUCUCUCUCUGAUCUCUACAUCUCUCUCUCUCUGAUCUCUACAUCUCUCUCUCUGAUCUCCACAUCUCUCUCUCUCUGAUCUCCACAUCUCUCUCUCUCUGAUCUCCACAUCUCUCUCUCUCUGAUCUCUACAUCUCUCUCUCUGAUCUCUACAUCUCUCUCUCUGAUCUCUCUCUCUCUGAUCUCCACAUCUCUCUCUCUCUGAUCUCCACAUCUCUCUCUCUCUGAUCUCUACAUCUCCCUCUCUCUGAUCUCUAUAUCUCUCUCUGAUCUCUACAUCUCCCUCUCUCUCUCUGAUCUCUCUCUCUGAUCUCUCUCUGAUCUCUCUCUCUGAUCUCUCUCUCUGAUCUCUCUCUGAUCUCUCUCUCUGAUCUCUAUAUCUCUCUCUCUCUGAUCUCUACAUCUCUCUCUUUAACCAUGUCUGGUGUAUAUUAGUUGGUAACAUGUUAGUAUAGGGGGCCUAGAUAAGGAAAACCUGACUCAUCCACGAGCAAGGCAUAACAUCUUCAUAACCAUUACUGGGGAUGGAACUGCAGUAGCAAGGUACCAAUGUGGUGUUCAGUGGGGUGGUACCAGGGUGGUGUUCAGUGGGGUGGUACCAGGGUGGUGUUCAGUGGGGUGGUACCAGGGUGGUGUUCAGUGGGGUGGUACCAGGGUGGUGUUCAGUGGGGUGGUACCAGGGUGGUGUUCAGUGUUGCACCCUACUGA